UUCAGUAUAUUUAGUGCAGUCGUGUCGUUCGGUCGUUUUAACGGGACACCCGCAUUGCUUUGGCCUAAUGAAAAGACAAUUCAGGCACACACUGUCAAACAAACAGCCAGCUCUUAUACACUGAUACGCGCAGUGCUCUAUAUGUGUGUGUGCGUGUGUCUGUGUGCUUUAGGUGCGGCAACUAGGUGAAAGUAAAAGUUGUUUCAUGUGCAACGGUAAAUAAAUAAUUAUGCUAUCAUACCAGUCAACACAUAACAUCAAUUUAGUCAAUAAAGUUUAACAUUUGGAAUAGACAAUUGAGUUACAACAUCAACAUCAUCAAGAGCAUCUAAUAUUCACGCACUACUACUCAAAUUACUUAAGCCGUCGCAGAACGGACGCACGAAGGACGAAGGACAAUCGCAAUCAGUACGCUUGCCGGCCGGCAACGGCCGCUAAUGAAGAUGAAGUGAUAGUCAGUGAUAUCGUGUUAAAGUGGAAUUAAAUAGAAUAUAAAUCGCUGGAAAAAUGACAGCGAUUUCUCAGCACCAGCCGAGCAGAACAAAUGCAAAGUAGUUUGCCAACAUAGGACUUGGGCAGGCUACAAAUAGCAGUAGCAGUAACAGCAACACCAACAGCAACAACAACAACAACAACAACAGCUUGAACGGAAGAGGAAGAGGAGGCGGCGGCGGCGGCGGAGGAGGAGGAGGAGGAGGAGGAGCAGAAGAAACGCCCUAAGCAAGCCGGGCAAUUUGUAAGCCGGCUCGGCAAUUUCACGCAUCGCGGCAGCAUGGCAGGCGCUAAUAAGGCGGCCAGCCACGCCCAAUUGUUAUACAGUUGCCAAAAAAAUGCCCAUUCUCAGCUAGAUUCGGAAGCGCCUACCAACUGAGCGAGAGAGUGACUGACUAGCCCCAAAGUAGCCCCCCUUUUCACACACAUACAUAUACAUAUACACACACACAUACACGUACAAAGGCGAGUGAAAUAUUAUGGCAACUUUUCAAAUGGAAAAACGCCAGCAGCAACAGCAGCAGCAGCAGCAGCAGCAGCAGCAGCAGAAACAAACGAAUUUAAAACAACGACAAAGACAGCAGCAUACAGAUCCUGCUGCAGAUGUGAGUCCGGAGGCACAGGACGAGCAGCUCCGGCAUGGGACAUUCGCAAAUUGCAACCGGCUCUGGCCGACUACCUGCUCCACGGCAGCCAGCGUCGCAUCUGUGGACUGCAGCAGCUGCCAGCGGGCGCUGAUUAUGUUCAGCAUGCUAGUGGUUGUCAUCGUUGUGAUAUCCGGCAAUGGAGUGCUGGCGGCGCAGCGUGACUCGUACAAGUCGAAGGAUGUGGGCAGCAGCAAUAAUGCCAUACCGAGCGAUGGCGACGCUCCAGCUGCCGUUGCUGGCAAUGGCAAUGGCAAUGGCAAUGGCAAUGGUGUUGGCGGAAGCGGAAGCCUGGCCAGCGCGACCAGCAGCGGCGGAAGUAACAAAAAUGCGCCGGGCCCUGGCCAAUCAACGACUACCGACAGCGGCUCCAAAUACAGCUCCAACGCCAACGCCAACUCCAACUCCAAUUCCAAGUCUAACUCGAAUGCCAACACCAACUCCAAUGUAACGACAACAACAACAGCAAUCAGUGGCAUUGCCAGCAGUAGUUUUCAUCGGGGCAACUCGAUUGCAUCGCUGGCUGCCGCGGCCAGCAUCAACCGGAACAGCAUCGAUCUGGGCGAGGAUUCGCGCAGCAAUGGGCCCUACUUCGACAAGGCUGCCUCCAAGAAUGUCACCGCGCUGCUGGGCAAGACGGCCUACUUGAAUUGUCGCGUCAAGAAUCUGGGCAAUAAAACGAUGCUUUUGCAAGUGUCGUGGGUGCGACAUCGGGACAUACAUUUGCUCACAGUCGGACGCUACACGUAUACAUCGGAUCAGCGCUUUCGAGCCAUACACCAGCCGCAGACCGAGGACUGGAUGCUACAAAUCAAGUAUCCCCAGCAUCGCGAUUCCGGCAUCUAUGAGUGCCAAGUCUCGACAACUCCGCACAUGAGCCACUACAUCCACCUGACAGUUGUUGAGCCCUCGACGGAAAUUAUUGGCGCACCCGAUUUGUAUAUAGAGAGCGGCUCGACUAUAAAUCUCACCUGUGUCAUACUCAACUCACCUGAGCCGCCGGCCUAUAUCUUUUGGAAUCACAACAACGCUAUAAUCAACUAUGACUCGCCCCGAGGCGGCGUCUCAGUCGUAACCAACAAAGGUGAGACGACGACAUCGUUUCUACUGAUUAAAUCAGCGCGUCCAUCGGACUCCGGGCAUUAUCAAUGUAAUCCAUCAAAUGCAAAGCCCAAAAGCGUAACGGUACAUGUGCUGAAUGGUGUUUCUCAUUCUGUUUCCAGGGGAGUUCCCAGCAGCAAUGCAGCACGCGGCACCAGCGCAUCCUCCCAUGUCACCAAGUCGCUAUCUCUUAGUGUACCUGUUUGUGUGCUGCUGCAGUUUGGCAUUUGCCGGGCGCUCUAUGCGGCCCUCAGUGGUGCCGCAGCGGCAGCGGCAGCGGCGACGACGCUGCAGCGACGAUGUACCACCAGGGGGGGCACAGGCAGAGGCGCCGACUGGGGACAGAGGCGUGGCAGUUGGAGUGCUGCAGUCAAAGCGACUUUGUCGGUAUGUGGAAUUGGAAACAUACUCGAAUGUCUUUUAAGACUGCUGUCCACGCUGCUGAGCAUCACAUGGCGUUGGCACUGGCGGGGGCGUGGCCCACACCACCGCCAGCAACAACAAUCAGCGAGCGCAGCAGCCACUGUAGCUGGAACAGCAACGUUUAGGCAGAUAUAUGAGGCGGACAUAAGGUGAGCAGCACCUCAAAAUUAAAAAAAAAAAAAAAAAAUUAAAAUAAAAAAAAUAAAAAAUAAAAUAAAUAAAAAAAAAAAAAAACAUUUCUAGACUCUAGACUAAUAUAAAAUAAACACACACACACACAGACACAUCUUACAUUUUAGCUUAACUAUCUAAAGUACACACCCAUACAAACACGACUACAUACAUAAGCAGCAACUAUAUGAUAGUAACUAAUGUGUAAAAUCUAUUGGCUAUUCUGUUUUUCUAUGAAUCCGUGACGUAUACGUAAUAAUUAGACACACACACACACACACACACACACAAGAAGAGAAGAAGAAAAAUUAAUCAGAAAUUUAAAGCGAAUUACAGAGCCAAGUUGUCGCCUUUUCAAGUACAACUUUGUAUAAUAUGUUAAAUCGGUUCUGUUAUUUGGAUUUUGAGUUUCGUAUUGGCAAGUUUAAAUUUGAGUUCGAGUUAUCCUUCAAGGAGUCUCCCCGAAAAAGUAAAUAACUACAUUAAACUUUUUGAUACAAAAACGAAACGUGAAAAUAUGUAAAUCAAUUUGCUAAAACUUUCCGUAGAGACUUUUUUCUCGUAAAGAACACUGCUCAAAGCUGCAAAACAUUUUCAGAAAAACAAUGAAACUUAAGCUAAAUGUUGAGAUAAGUAUUUAGCGCUUUUCCAAAUGCCACACUCUGAGACUAUUCCCAGGACAACAAUUCGAAUGGGCAUCAGCUUAGAUGUCGGACAAAACGAAACUUAAAAGACAACAAAUUUCUAAAUAUUAAACUUCAACUGCGCAGCAAAUUUCAAGUACUGACUAAAGCAUAUAAAAAACAACUUAUAUAUAUAUAUAAAAUAAAAAACAUACAUGCGCAUAAAUUAAUAUAAUAUAAAGUAUAAAAAACACUGUAAAAAUGACUUCACUACGAAUGCAGCAAAAGUAAAAUUUAAGCUAAACAUUUCUCUAGCUCUUAGAGGCAGACGCGUAAAACCAAAGUUUUUCCGAGCAUCAAAAAAACAUCAAUUCACAGAUAUUAAAUAUUAAUAUAUAAUAUAUAUGUAUUAUUUUCGAUUUAUGAAAUUUAUUUUGUGUGUACAAAUUGCAUAAAUGAAUUAAAGUUAAGCUUGAUUAUUGUGCGAUUGGGUUGCGAGACGACGCUGAAGGACUGAGGGUAGAUUAUAUUUGAACGAAAUCAUGUUGCACAUAGCAAAAAUUUAUAUGUUGUUAAUUGAAGAGAAUAAAAAUAUUUAUAUAUAUAUAUAUAAAAUUAAUAUGUCAAAAAUUAUGCAUAAAUUAAGAAAUGAUAAUGAAAAUUGAGAAAACUUAUUAAAUCAAUGUGCAAAAGUAUGCAAAAGUAUGCAAAAGCAAGUUUCAGUUUCAUUUCAGGUUUUAAAGUUUAAAAACAAAGUGGUUUACCGAACAAACAUUUCAAAAGACUUUCAGCAGAUUUCUGUACAUUUCCUUAAAGAGUAUAAAUGCAUAUAGUAUAUAUAUUUUGAAUACAAUCAACUUUAAAUCAGGGCAUUGAAUUAAUUUAAGAUACGCUGUGGAUUUAUUUAUUUGUCCUUAAUUUUACCUCGUAAAACCUUUUUUUUUAUCUGAGAUAGACUCCGAUAAAGAGUUCCUUCAGGGUGACGUAAAUAAAAGAGAUCGGAUUUUAGUAGAGUUCAUUUUUGCUAUUUCAGCUGUAAUGACUAAUUUGGUUAAAGUAAUUUAAGGUGAAUUUAUUUCGCAUUUCUGUAAAAUUUUCAAUUCGACUCAUGCUCAAUUCAAAUGUAAUUUGAAUCAAACUAUUUUUAUGUUGAUUACAAUUAUUAUUUUUAUUAUGAUGCUUGAGAGUAAAAAAUGUAUGCCCCAUUUAAUAUAUUGUCAAAACUGUCAAUUCAAUUUAAGCUUUACUUAUUUAAAAUGUAAAAAAAAAAACUUUGUAUGCCCUGUUCUUUCCUCUCCGUUAUUUUUUCCCAGCUAUCCAUAAUUACAUACUUUAUUAGUUUUGCAAGCCACCUUUGUCAUAGUAAGUACAUAGUUAAAUAACCAUACAAAUGUUUGCAACAGUAUUUCCAAUUACGAAAAAAAAGAAGAGCAAAAUACACGGAAAAACUGGGAAAACCAAUUUAAUUCAGUGUUUAUAUAAACGUAUAUGCAAUAAAACAAAAAUAAUGAAAAUAAUAAGCAUUGAAAAAGUUUAUAAUGCUAUCGAUAGAAAUAAAUACGAGAAAAAGAACGAAAUAAAAAAUGAACAAAUUCACAAAAAACGAAAAACUAAAUAAAAAAAAAAAAAAAAACAAGUUUCAUUAAGUAUGCUUCACGGCAACAACUAUUGAACCCCAACUGCAAAAGCUGCUCACAACUUUUUCAUUAGCAUUUCAACAACUACAAAUACAACUAAAACUACAACAA
Drosophila mojavensis is the source of this 5202-nucleotide messenger RNA. RefSeq lists its product as uncharacterized. Lineage: Eukaryota; Metazoa; Arthropoda; Insecta; Diptera; Drosophilidae. The transcript is spliced from 8 exons. Bases 972 to 2813 code for a protein of 613 amino acids. Gene Ontology annotation, cellular component: neuron projection membrane. The record is from RefSeq and is a predicted model, not a curated record. Gene Ontology annotation, biological process: synapse organization.